This is a messenger RNA of Rotaria socialis, 852 nucleotides long. The record is from the annotation of a GenBank genome assembly. Lineage: Eukaryota; Metazoa; Rotifera; Eurotatoria; Philodinida; Philodinidae.
AUGAAACGUGGAACUUUAAUACUUGAAGAUGGUUCUAAAUUCGAUGGUUUUACAUUUGGAGCAUCAACUAAUACUGCUGGUGAAGUUGUGUGUCACACUGGUAUGGUCGGUUAUGUAGAAUCAUUAACUGAUCCAUCUUAUUGUGGACAAAUUCUAGUUCUUACUUUUCCGCUUAUAGGAAAUUAUGGUGUACCUGAUGACAAAACUAUUGAUGAUUUUGGUAUACUUCGAUGGGUUGAAUCGAAUAAAAUUUAUGCAUCAGCAUUAAUUGUUAGUGCUUAUACAGAAGACUAUAGUCAUUGGAAUGCUAUUGAAUCUCUUUCAUCAUGGCUCAAAAAACAUAAUGUUCCUGGUCUUUAUGGAAUUGAUACACGUACGAUAGCUAAAAAUUUUGUUGAAGAUGGAACAAUGCUUGGAAAAAUUGUUAUGGAAGGAACUGAUCCAAAAAUGAUUUCAUUUCACGAUCAAAAUAGAAUUGAUCUUAUGACACUAGUUUCUAUUCGAAAUCCACGUGUCUUUAAUCCAACAGGAAAAAUAUCUAUUGUUUGUAUUGACUGUGGACUUAAAAAUAAUCAAUUACGAAUUUUAUGUCAACUCAAUGCAAAAGUAACGAUUGUUCCUUGGAAUCAUCCUGUUAAACAAGAUGAAUUCGAUGGUCUUUUUUUGAGUAGCGGCCCUGGUGAUCCACAAAUUCAAUGUUCAGAUACUAUUGUAACUAUAAAAUCAUGGAUUGAUAGUGAAACUAUUAAACCAAUCUUUGGUAUUGGUCUUGGUCAUCAAUUAAUGGCUUUAGCUGUUGGAAUGAAAAUAAUGAAGUUUAAAUAUGGGCGUCGAGUUCAUAAUCAAUUAUGA